Messenger RNA from Cercopithifilaria johnstoni, 1839 nucleotides. The record is from the annotation of a GenBank genome assembly. NCBI's taxonomy places the organism in Eukaryota, Metazoa, Nematoda, Chromadorea, Rhabditida, Onchocercidae.
AUGUUCGCUUCAACACUAAAUCACGCAGAAGCAUUCCUGAAAAGCAUAUGUUGUGAUCAAUGUCAUCAGCCAUCCGAUAAGUUGCAGUUUAUUGGAUCAUCCUGCAAACAUGUCUUCUGCUGGACAUGCGUCGACGCAAUCUGUGAUGAAAAGUCUUUCCCGUUAUGUCCACAAUGUUUACUACCUGUUGGAUUGCAACACGUGAAGUCGGCCACUUUUGCUGAUCAGCUUUUUCAAAAUCUUUUGUCACUGAAGGAAGCUCUUGCUAAAUUUACCUUUUCCGAAUGUGAUCGACAAAUUGUACUUAGCCUAAUUGAAACAGAUGAACAACGAAGAACAGUAGAAGAGUUUUGUUCUACGCAGGAAUAUGCUGUAAUCAAGGAUGAUGUUAGUCGUGCGACUGUAAAUGGACAACCAAAAGCGCUACCAUCAGAAGCAAUCCCUAUUCUGAACUGUGAUGUAUUGGGCUCCGUUUCACUAUCAGAUAAUGUUACACCAUUCACGCAAAUAGAAGAUAUUGUUGUUGCUGGAACUUCCGUCCAAAAUGAUACCCUAAUGACUCAACAAAUGCGUGUUUAUGAUGAGCCAGGAAAUUUUCAGUUCUUCAAGAAACCACCCAAAAAUACUUUUGGUAGAAUCAUAACAAAGAAGAAGUUUAAUGAUUCGGAACGUAAAUUGAAAAGUCGGAGUACCAAAAGUUCAAAUGCGAUCCCGUUAGCAACAGUAACAUCACAAAAUUCUCACAAAUUAGCUUCUCAUCGCUACGAAUAUAAUCUGGUAAAUGCAGCCAUACGUGGAUCGAAAAAGAAGCUUCUGGAAGCUUUAAAGGAUGGGAAAGAUGCUAAUGAAAGUGAUAAUCUCGGUUUAACGGCGCUUUAUCAUGCCGCAGCUCAUAAUUACACCGAAAUUUGCAAAAUUUUGGUUGAAAAUGGUGCUCUUAUCAAUGCACAUGGUGGAGAGUUAUGUGAGACAGCACUUCACGCAGCGGUACGCUGGCAAGCUAUUGAUGCUGUGGAAUAUUUGUUAUCAAAAGGCGCGGAUAGAAGAGCGCGUAACUUAAAAGGUGAAACACCGAUGGAUUUUAUUAACGAUGAAGAAAUACGAGCAGUAUUUAGCAGAAUUUCCCAUCCUGUUCAAAUUGUAUAUCUUUCUCGAAAACUAAAGGAAUAUUCCAUAUUCUUAUCAGCAACAUUACCUGAUGUAAAGUUCGAGUGCGGCAAAAUUUUAUUCAUUGAUCUCUCAAAAUAUGCUAUAAAUUUCGAUACUGCCUCACAUUUAAUUAUUCGGGCAGCAGAGAAUCGAACAGCAGAAAUCACCAUUGAAAUUCUGGAAGCUAUGCUACGUGGACAAUAUAUUUUAACGAGUGAAUGGUUGGAUGCAUGCUUGCAAGCAAAUGAUAUUGUGGAUGAAGAAAUGUAUGAAAUUACAACUAUUAAUCGGAAUGGUCAGCUGCUUGCCACAAAUUCAUGUUCUACAGCUAGAAAAAACAAUGCUAGGAUGAAGCCAGGACUCUUUCGAGGAUGUCACUUUUAUUUUUGCAAGCAUAAAUACUUACCAUAUCGAGAAAGUGAAAUCAAAAAACUGGUUCAGUUGGCUGGAGGUGUGAUACUUGGGAGAGAGCCCAGAGCGGAGGAAUAUGUCGAGAGUGGGCUAAGACCGUAUCAUGCACAGAGAAAAGGAAAUGAUUUGAGUGAGCUAUCAGGUUUGUUCGCGGUAUAUAUGCCAGGCCAAUCCAUGCCACAACGGGUUGUAAAGCAGAAAUUCAUCAGCCUUAUCACACCGACUUGGAUAAUGGAAUGUAUAGCGAAAUUUACACUUUUGCGACCUGAAGACCGAUGA